This is a messenger RNA of Anisakis simplex (herring worm), 615 nucleotides long. NCBI's taxonomy places the organism in Eukaryota, Metazoa, Nematoda, Chromadorea, Rhabditida, Anisakidae. The record is from the annotation of a GenBank genome assembly.
AGUCAAUCGGCUUAUACAAUCACAUCCUCAACAGCAACGGGCGAUUGGAAUCGCAAGCGAGCCGAAGAAAUGCCCUAUCCAAACGAGUGGCCAAAUGCGAUUGUGCCUCAGAUGGGCACGUUCAAACCGAAAAUUCCGUUGUUGUCCCCACAUACGAAAGAGAAUAUUCGACGAGACAGCAGCCACAACACCAAUAAAACCAACAAUAACGUUCGGCUGAAUGGACUCAAUUUACAUUCCAACGUACGUAACAUUUCCAAACCCGCUAUCAAACCGAAGCCACUCGCGCUAAGGCGUGAACGCAGCGACUUGACCGGUUCAACGUCAGCACGUCGUCUUGCCUAUCACGCUGAAAAUCAUAGCCCUGGCCCGCUGUGUUCAUCACCGAGACGUGCUCUGCUACCACCAUCUGAUAGCUUGGAUGGAAAUGCUUUAAUAGGAUGUUUGGAGGAAUUGAAACGUAAAAGAAAGGAUAGUCCUGGACGAAAGGAUAUCUUUUAUCCAAGGAAUCUCCCAAAUGAUGAGCGAGCAAUCCUCCAUCGAGAAUCGGUUAUCUUGACAAUCGAUUUGAUCAAAAUUAAAGUCGGUUCGAUCUCAAAAGCUUUUGCUCGCUGA